UACUCGGAAAUCUGAAACUCGUUUUGACUCAGGAAAGCAGCCCUUUUUGCCUAAGAGCCUCAGUUUUCUAUCGAGGAAAAACCCCACAAAUCCUCCAUGGAAAACAAUAUAUAAGUGUGGGUUUGUAUCAGCAAAAAUCCAAACCCAAAAAGGAGUAAGGAGAGAGAAGGAAGAAACCCAACAAGAAGAAAAAUAAAAACGUGUGGACGUUUUUCUUUUGUUCAUCUAUUUCUUGUAAAGAUCACAGAUGGCAGUGGUUAAAGAAAUCAUGGGUUGUUCUAUGGUGGAUGGGUCUUCUUUUGUUUCUUCUUCAAAAGUGCUUUUAAAUCAUGGCUUUCAGCAGAGGAAUCAGCUUCUGGGGAGGCCACUUUGGGUGCCUCUGGAGAAGAGGGGGUUGCAUUUGAGGAGGGUUGUGAGGCAGCCUGUUGCGGCUGUGAGUGAGGAUUUGAUGAAAGCUUCUGCAGUGCCAGCUGAGAAGGCUGUCAAGUUCAAGGUGAGAGCUGUUUUGACUGUGAAGAAGAAGAACAAAGAGGAUUUGAAGGAGACUCUUGUGAAGCAUUUGGAUUCUUUGACUGAUAAGAUUGGGAGGAAUGUUGUUCUUGAGCUUAUCAGCACAGAGAUUGAUCCUAAAACCAGGGCUCCAAGGAAGAGCACCCCAGCAGUGGUAAAAGACUGGUCCAAGAAAACAAACAUCAAAGCCGAGAGGGUGAACUACACUGCAGAAUUCACAGUGGACUCCAAUUUUGGAGACCCUGGGGCAAUCACAGUGACCAACAAACACCAGAAAGAGUUCUUCUUGGAGAGCAUCACCAUUGAAGGGUUUGCCUGUGGUCCAGUCCACUUCCCCUGCAACUCAUGGGUUCAAUCCAAAAAGGAUCAUCCUGGAAAAAGGUUGUUCUUCUCCAACAAGCCAUAUCUGCCUGGUGAGACACCUGCAGGGCUGAGAGCAUUGAGAGAAAAAGAGUUGAGAGACUUGAGGGGUGAUGGCAAAGGAGUUCGGAAAUCAUCCGAUCGGAUAUAUGACUAUGAUGUGUAUAAUGAUUUGGGAAACCCUGAUAAUGGAAUCAAUUCCGCUCGGCCAAUGCUUGGAGGCGAAAAAAUCCCAUUUCCCAGACGGUGUCGCACUGGACGGCCUCCAUCCAAGACCGACAUGCAUGCAGAGAGUCGAGUUGAGCUGCCAUUUCCAAUGUAUGUGCCUAGGGAUGAACAAUUUGAGGAGGUGAAGCAAGACACAUUCUCUGAUAUGAGGGCUAAGGCAGUGUUACAUAACUUAAUACCGGGAUUAAAGGCUAGCAUGUUGGCCGAUAAACAAGAUUUUAAGUUGUUUACUGAUAUCGAUUGCCUCUACAAAGACGACUCUAAAGUAGGGUUACAUGAUGAACAAUUGAAGAAGCUCCCAUUGCCUCCUAAGGUCAUUGAUACCAUCCAAGAGUCAAGACAAGGCAUUUUCCGAUACAACACUCCCAAGAUUCUUACUAAGGACAAAUUCGCUUGGUUAAGAGAUGAUGAAUUCGCCCGCCAAGCAAUAGCAGGCAUAAAUCCAGUUAACAUUGAGAAGCUUAAGGUGUUCCCUCCGGUGAGCAACCUUGAUCCUGAGGUCCACGGUCCACAAGAGUCUGCACUCAAAGAAGAACACAUCGUGGGCCAUCUUAACGGCAUGACUAUAGAACAGGCCUUGGAAGAAAACAAACUAUUCAUAGUGGAUUUUCAUGACAUUUACCUUCCAUUCCUUGAUCGUAUCAAUUCCCUUGAUGGUAGAAAGGCGUAUGCAACUCGUACCAUCUUUUUCUUGACUCCUGUUGGAACCUUAAAGCCCAUCGCAAUCGAGCUUAGCCUUCCACCAUCGGCGCCUAUUACUCGAGCAAAGCGGGUCAUCACACCUCCGGUCGAUGCAACAAGUGAUUGGACUUGGAAGCUCGCAAAAGCUCAUGUCUGCUCCAACGAUGCAGGAGUUCAUCAACUCGUUAAUCAUUGGUUGCGCACACAUGCAUGCAUGGAACCAUUCAUACUGGCCGCACAUAGGCAACUAAGUGCGAUGCACCCUAUAUUUAAGCUUCUAGAUCCGCAUAUGCGAUAUACUCUAGAGAUCAAUGGCAUGGCACGUCAGACUUUGAUCAACGCCGAUGGAGUGAUAGAGUCAUGCUUCACUCCAGGCCGAUAUUGCAUGGAAAUAAGUGCCUCUGCAUAUAAAAAUUUUUGGCGCUUCGACUUAGAGGGUCUCCCAGCUGAUCUUAUUCGCAGGGGGAUGGCAGUUCCCGACCCAGCACAACCUCAUGGGCUGAAGCUUUUGAUAGAAGACUACCCAUAUGCCAACGAUGGGCUUCUAAUCUGGCGCGCUAUUGAGAACUGGGUCAAAACCUACGUGGCCCACUACUACCCAAGCCCAAGCGUCGUCAUAUCCGACCGGGAGCUUCAAGCCUGGUACUCCGAGGCCGUCAACGUUGGCCAUGCUGAUCUCCGCCACGCCGCCUGGUGGCCCUCCCUCUCCACCCCAGACGACCUCGCUUCAAUCCUUACCACCCUCAUCUGGCUCGCCUCCGCCCAACACGCUGCCCUAAACUUCGGCCAAUAUCCCUACGGCGGCUACGUCCCCAACCGCCCUCCGCUCAUGCGCCGCCUCAUCCCGGAACCAACGGACCCCGAAUACACCAACUUCCUCAACGACCCACAACGCUACUACCUCUCCGCGCUGCCCGGCGUCCUCCAAUCCACCAGCUUCAUGGCGGUGGUCGACACUCUUUCCACCCACUCGCCUGAUGAAGAGUACAUCGGCGAGCGGAACCACCCCUCGACGUGGUCCGGCGACGCCGAGAUCAUCGAGGCGUCUUAUGAGUUCUCGGCGGAAAUAAGGAGGAUAGAGAAGGAGAUCGAGAAGAGAAACGCCGAAUUUAGCCGAAGAAACAGGUGCGGUGCAGGAGUUUUGCCAUAUGAACUACUGGCGCCGAGCUCGGGGCCGGGAGUAACGUGUAGAGGGAUUCCAAACAGUGUGUCGAUAUGAGGCCCAAGAUGGAGGUGGGCCUGGACCAAUUGGGCACAACACAAGCCCAGUUACAUGAAAGACCAUUAGAGUAAUCAUGGAUUAUGAACAUAAUUGGAUAUUUGUACGUAAAUUUUGGUGUAAAAGCACUUAAUUUAAGUGCUGAGUUUAACUUUUAGGGUUGUAUAUGAACAUAGAGCUCAUAAUGAAGCAUAGGGCUGUACCAUAUCAUAAGCCAUUUAAAUUAUUUUAUAUUGCAAAAUUUUUAUUAUUUCCACAAA
This is a messenger RNA of Vitis vinifera (wine grape), 3258 nucleotides long. RefSeq names its product lipoxygenase (gene LOXO). The record is from RefSeq and is a predicted model, not a curated record. NCBI's taxonomy places the organism in Eukaryota, Viridiplantae, Streptophyta, Magnoliopsida, Vitales, Vitaceae. Gene Ontology annotation, biological process: lipid oxidation. Gene Ontology annotation, molecular function: metal ion binding; protein binding; oxidoreductase activity, acting on single donors with incorporation of molecular oxygen, incorporation of two atoms of oxygen. The coding region runs from base 248 to 2998 and encodes 916 amino acids. The transcript has 9 exons.